Messenger RNA from Manihot esculenta (cassava), 1026 nucleotides. RefSeq lists its product as uncharacterized. The transcript is spliced from 6 exons. The record is from RefSeq and is a predicted model, not a curated record. Gene Ontology annotation, cellular component: Cul4-RING E3 ubiquitin ligase complex. Lineage: Eukaryota; Viridiplantae; Streptophyta; Magnoliopsida; Malpighiales; Euphorbiaceae. Bases 185 to 733 code for a protein of 182 amino acids. Gene Ontology annotation, biological process: positive regulation of proteasomal ubiquitin-dependent protein catabolic process.
ACUCGAGAAUUAUUUUUCCACCUAUCUUCUAGGCAACCAAACACGGUAUAUCGCCCGUAGAUAUAGCGAAGCGGGAUAGGCUAUAGUACCAUACUGCCAGUUUCGCUUGUCGCGCCCAUUUAACUCGCACGCUUUGGUCCUCUCUCUCUCGUCUUCUAUACCCCGUUAGGGUUUUGUCAGUGCAAUGGAGGGUUCGUCUUCUCAGCCGUCUGAUUCAAAUCCAACGGCUACUGAUGUUUCCAAAUUCCUCUCUAACCUUCCUUCUCGAGGCUUCUUAUCCUCUACGGUUCUCUCUUCAAAUCCGGGUGGGAUGCGAGUCUAUAUAUGUGAGCACAACACAUCGCCCCCAGAAGGCCAACAGAUUAAGACUAAUCAAACAAACAUAUUGAUUAGAUCACUCCAGCUUAAGAAACAAAAAGGUGAAUCCAGUUCAAAGGAUAUGAAGGGAGUAACUGCAGCUGAGGGCUCUAGAAAGCGGUAUUCCUUUUAUCUUUGUUAUGAAGGGAUGCUUGCCAUUUGCGCUCCAGAAAGGCUUCAGGAUGGCAGGUCUUCAUCUAAGAGAAGCAAUAAUCAGAUUUGUUCUGAGCAAGGGGGAUCUGAUAGCCGCCAAGCUGAUAGGGAAUUGUACAGUUUAACAGUAGAAAAGCUUCGUGCUCUUCUGAAGGAGCGGGGUCUUUCACCGAAAGGAAAGAAGGAUGAGCUGGUUGCAAGGUUGAGAAAUUUAAACGGCUAAUCACUGGAGAAAGUUUCAGCAAAUCUGCUUACUCACAUUGUAUACUUUCAGGGUAGGGAUUUAGGUAUUUUGUUAUCUUCUAUGUAACUUAGAAAUGAGUCAAAUGACUAAAACGAGGGGAAGAAAGUGCGCUAAAAUUAGAUGUUGAAAAGAAUUAUGAUCUUUUCUCUUGUGCAGACUUUUUAUUCUUUGCUGCAAUUUAUGCCUGUAAAAUUAGAAAUUUGCUGGUCAUGUUACGUGGCAUUUGGAAUUUUGCCUGAUCCAAUGAUAAGUAUUGGUUUUUCGGGUUUGAA